Rhizopus microsporus ATCC 52813 is the source of this 571-nucleotide messenger RNA. RefSeq lists its product as uncharacterized. The record is from RefSeq and is a predicted model, not a curated record. Bases 109 to 417 code for a protein of 102 amino acids. The transcript has a single exon. Lineage: Eukaryota; Fungi; Mucoromycota; Mucoromycetes; Mucorales; Rhizopodaceae.
CUGUGUUUAAAAAUAUCGAAGGUACCAAAAAGAAGGUGGCGUUUUUUUUUUGUAUUUAUUUUUCUUUUUCUUUAUUUGCUACUACUGCAGAGCUUUUCAUGUGAUAACAUGUCUUCAACCAAGGUUAUGUUGAGUAAAAAGAGCAUCUCUUCAACGUCCUCGCGCGAUAAUGAAGCUGAUUUAAAAAGACAACUGUUGGAGAAUCAAAAAGAUCGAAUGCAGCAUGUUCGUAAUAAACCGAAACUAAACCGUGUAAGAGAAACACAACUUCAACCUGACAAAAUAAUGGAAUGUAAACAAGAAUUGCAAUCCUACAGGAUAUUUUUGUAUAAACUUGAUUUUGCUUCUGAAUCAGCCCUAAGUCGCCAAAUCAAGAAGCUUGGAGCUGUAGGUAUAUAUGCAUUUUGGUAUCAAUGAUAAUAAUCAUUCUUUAAUAGGCAAGAGCGCCAUUCUUUUCUGCUUCUCAAGACGAUUGUACACAUAUUAUUACAACAAAAGAGCUUUUACAUGUUUAUGACACUUUUAGCGAUACCCAAAAGUAAGAGUAAGAAAAAGCAAUAUCUUAUGGACC